UUUUCAUCGCCAGGCCGGCGGUGAAUUCUUGUUUACUUGUUACACGUAUGCGCCAAGUAUGGUGCUCUUCUAGGACAAGCCCUUCGGCGAAAACCUUUUAUUUCGCUGAAACAACGUUAAUAGCGAACUCGGCGGAUAUCGUGCCAGUAUGAAUUCGCGAAAGUGAACGGUUUCUCCGGAUCCGUGGGUGUUUGUGCGAAUGUUACGGGCAGUUGUGUGAUAAAAAUUACAAGGAUGAUCUUUUUCACGGUGGUGUUUUGGGGAAAAUAAUAAAUCAUGAGCUCAGGUAGACCGAUAAAAUGUGUAGUAGUAGGAGAUGGAACUGUAGGAAAAACUUGCAUGUUAAUAUCAUACACAACAGAUAGUUUUCCUGGAGAAUAUGUACCUACUGUGUUUGACAACUAUUCUGCGCCCAUGGUCGUUGAUGGAAUUCCGGUCAGCCUAGGAUUAUGGGACACAGCAGGACAAGAAGACUAUGACAGACUUCGUCCGCUCUCUUAUCCUCAGACAGACGUAUUUCUCAUUUGCUUCUCAGUAACGAGUCCUUCAUCAUUUGAAAAUGUGACCAGUAAAUGGUAUCCUGAGAUAAAACACCACUGCCCAGACGCACCAAUGAUACUCGUCGGAACUAAAAUAGACUUACGAGAUGAUCGCGAAACGCUUACUGCCUUAGCCGAGCAAGGCCUUAGCGCCAUUAAGCGUGAACAGGGACAAAAACUGGCAAAUAAGAUUCGCGCGGUUAAGUACAUGGAGUGCUCCGCUCUCACGCAACGCGGGCUUAAGCAGGUAUUUGACGAAGCGGUUCGCGCCGUUCUGAGACCCGAGCCGCAGAAACGUCGGCAAAGAAGAUGCAUUAUGUUAUAAACGACGGGAGGAAUUGAGGGGAAUCAGCUUAGGUAAACACAUAUAUAAAGCAACAGAUCAAAAUGGACUUGAUCACUCGAACGCGAAGAGGAAAUAUGGAUGUUUUAAAGAGAAAAUAAUAGCGCGUGCAUUUUAACGAAUUAUUCUGGCAGCUAUAGAAUAUACCGCAUUACAGAAAGAGUACAAUUUAUAACUUCCUGGUCUCUCAGUGCGAGUCGUGAUGCCGAAUCGCGACUGGAAAGUUUAGACAACGAGAAAGUAAGAAAAUAGAAUAACUGUUUAACAGCAUUUGCAGGAGGGAAUUCGCUGCAAGCUUGCAAAUGUCUUUCCUUAAACUUGUAUUUACGGACAUAUUGCAUGAAGGUGAAGAGGAAACUGCGACCACACACGGUAACGCGCGGUCGAUACUGUAGUAGAAAAUCGCUCAUGACAACUUUCUUUUAUAUCUUAUGAGACUUUGUUGAAUUUGAUGUCGCAGUCCUGCAAAUUAAUGAUAAUACAGUAUAAAUGUGCUGUGAUGACUAAAAGCAUUAAGUACCCAAAGCUUUACUUAUCAGGGCUGCCAGAUUUUCGACUUUUUACAUUUAUGGUAUAGUAAGAGCAUUGAUUUUAGUACAUACAACGCGAUAGCUACUAUACAAUCAUACUGAAAAGUUUUACACAUGUAAAACAACAUUAUAGAACUUUAAACAUACAGUGCCAUAGCAACGAAAAAUCAAAUAAAUGUCACAAGCACAUUUAUAAUCAAUCAGUUCUAGACAAUAUAUGUGUACAUUUUUACGAAAAAUUAUUCCGAGGGAAUUAUACGUGUGGGAAUUGAAGAAAAUGUUUUAUAUAAAUACGAAAAAUUGUGAGGUGUAUAAUGUUUUUACUUUGUACACAAAAGUAGUUUUGUCACAAAAGUAUGUUUGUCAUUUUCCAUCCUCAAAGUCAUUUAAGAUUAUUAUUUCUUUUAUAUUUUCGAUAAAAUCUGUAUGAUACAUGCAUACAGGAUACUGCCAUAAAAUAAUGUAACACAACAAUGUCAUAGUAUUCCUCGUAUUGCUAGAAACAAAUCGUGAGAAUUGAACACGAGUCAAAUUUAAUAAUGAUACAUCGGAUACUUUAUUGUCUAGAAUUGCGAUAUUCUUUUCGUGCAGUGAAAAGAAUAAUAAUAUGCUAUGCUUAUAUAUCAGUAUUUAUUUUAUUCUCAUGAAUCUCUGAGAGGGAAAUUUUUUUUUUUUUUUUUUACGAUUUUACUGAAACCCUUGAUCAUAUUUAUAACGAAUGUAUUAUUAUUUUUGUUUGUGCUUGUAACAAUUGCGAUAUUGUACAAGUUGUUGCAUUGGUGCAAUUUUACUUUUGACAUUAUUCGAUUUUUUUUUUAUAUAAACCGAGCAUCCUUUGCAAAAGUAAUAAUCAAAUCAUAUGUAUAUCAGUUGAAUAAUGACACGAAAUGCCAGUGGCAAAUAAUAUACAGUAAUGCAAAGUCCACCUAAAAAAAAAUUGAAAUAUAACAAAUAUAGCACAAUGUAUUUUCCUAAAUACUACAAUAUAUUUCACACUCUUCCAUUUAUUUGUAUGAGAAUUAUUUACAUAUAAAAAUUACACAACAAAUACUAUAUAGUAUGAUAAUUUAGAAGAAUAGAUCAGUAUCUUGUACAAAUAAGUGAUCUAUUGCUAUAAAGCUGCUCAUAUCAUUGUCUCUAAUUCAUUAUCUUAUUAACCAAUUAAUUGUAAUUGCGACUGUACUUUUCUAUUUCGAUUCAGCUAAAGAAAAAAAGAAAGAUCAGGUUUUAUUGCCAUAGAUAUUAUGUGCUUUCUAAGGACUCAAUAGUAAGGUAGUGUGAUGAUAAAUGGAUAUUAUCCCCUAUUCUUGUGAUCAUGCUAUUUUUUUAUAUUCAAAAGCUUAGGAUAAAAGGAAGAUAGGACCUUUGUGCCAUAUUAUUUUCAUUUGUGGAACACAGAUAUUAAAUGCAAUACUCUUUAUACUCAAGAAAUAAAUUCCCGGAUAAUUUUUAAAUUUACGAAAUCGAAAAACUUUUUGCGUUAUAAUGGCUAAGAAUUAGCAGCUGUUGAAGGGUGUAAUUCUCUGUUUUAUUAAAAAGAAAGGAUAAUUGUAGAAAGAUAGAAAGCAUAGACUCUUCUUUCAUAAUAUACGUCAUUAACUAAUCAAUUGGUUGACAAAGAGACGAGUCCUACAAUUACUUAGAAAUAUUCGGCGAUUAAAAUUAUCACUUUGACCGUUGUAGUGUUAAAGCUCUGUAAGAAACGGGCGNACACACACACACACACACACACACACACACACACACACACACACACAGACGAGGUAUAUUACCGCUUAUUAGCUGUACAUAAUGUAGCAUAGAAGCAUAUUCUAAAUUUCAGUCGAGCCUAUGUCUUACCAAGACAAUUUUGGGUUUUCCCUACUUCUUACAUUUUUUUUUAUACGUGCGCCAAUAAGUCUUAUCAUGGGAUAAACCGAUUGAAAUCAUUAAAAUAUAGGCGAACAAACAAAUGUAAUAAUAUCUGUGCAUUGUUCGAGAUUUAAUGUGUUUGAAAUAGAACACAAUUAGUCCGAUAAUUUGAUGUAAUUUAUCUCAUAAUAUUUAAUACUUUUACCUUCAUAAGCUUACAGUUCACGUAAAAAUAUUCCCUAA
This is a messenger RNA of Dinoponera quadriceps, 3506 nucleotides long. It is a transcript of the gene Mtl, whose product is annotated as ras-related C3 botulinum toxin substrate 1. NCBI's taxonomy places the organism in Eukaryota, Metazoa, Arthropoda, Insecta, Hymenoptera, Formicidae. The coding region runs from base 277 to 864 and encodes 195 amino acids. Gene Ontology annotation, biological process: small GTPase-mediated signal transduction. The record is from RefSeq and is a predicted model, not a curated record. Gene Ontology annotation, molecular function: GTP binding; GTPase activity. The transcript has 4 exons.